This is a messenger RNA of Dujonia railenensis, 1143 nucleotides long. The record is from the annotation of a GenBank genome assembly. Lineage: Eukaryota; Fungi; Ascomycota; Pichiomycetes; Serinales; Debaryomycetaceae.
AUGGUUAACGUUUUUAGUCCAGAAGUUUUCUUCAUUGUCUUCAGAGAAACACUUGAAGCUGUUAUCGUUAUUUCAGUUUUACUUGCAUUCUUAAAGAAGGGUUUAGGAGGAUCCGAAAAUGAUCCAGCUGUUUAUAAACGAUUGAAGAGGCAGGUUUGGUGGGGUUCGCUCACGGGGCUUAUUAUCUGUUUAAUUAUUGGUGGUGCUUUUAUUGGUACAUUUUAUUCUCUUGGUAAGGAUAUUUGGUCCAAUUCUGAAGAUCUUUGGGAAGGUAUUUUCUGUGUCAUUGCAACUAUUUUAAUCUCUAUUAUGGGUGUCGCUAUGUUGCGUGUUAACAAGAUGCAGGAGAAGUGGAGAGUAAAGUUGGCUAAAGCUCUUUUAACUCCACCAAAGGAGAAGAAAGAUAGAUACAAGAUUGGAUACUUGACCAAGAAGUACUGUAUGUUCAUCUUGCCAUUUAUCACAGUUUUGAGAGAAGGUUUAGAAGCUGUUGUGUUCGUUGGUGGUGUAGGAUUGACUUCUCCAGCCACUGCCUUCCCAAUUCCUGUUAUCACAGGUUUACUUGCUGGUGGUUUAGUGGGAUACUUGUUGUACGUUGGUGGUACUACUCAAUCUUUGCAAAUAUUCUUAAUCUUCUCCACUUGUAUCUUAUACUUGAUUGCUGCUGGGUUGUUUUCCCGUGCUAUUUGGUACUUCCAAAUGUACGUUUUCUCCAAGAAGACCGGUGGUGAUGCGGCUGAGAAUGGAUCUGGUCCAGGAACCUACAACAUUCACCAAAUCGUAUGGCACGUCAACUGUUGCAACCCGGAAACCGAUAACGGUUGGGAUGUCUUCAAUGCCUUAUUAGGAUGGCAAAACUCUGCCACCUAUGGUUCUGUCUUGUCUUAUGUUAUUUACUGGAUUGCUCUUAUUGUUGUCUUGUUCCUUAUGUUAUUUGAAGAAAAGCACGGUCACUUACCAUUCACCAAGGACUUCACCUUGAGAAAGUUGAACCCAAUGUACCACAUCAAGAACAAGAAGAAGAACGAAUUGACCAAGUCUGAACAAGAUGCAUUAUUCGCCAAGUUACAGACCCAGAAGAUCGGUGUUGAAGACGAACCAGAAGUUGAACUUGAAAGAGUUUCAACCGGUGCUAAGAAGUAA